CAUGUUUAACUCAACACGUAUCCAUAUAAUUGAGUGGCCCUUCUAUUCCUGAGAAGUCACAGUGCACUGUGUUUUGGAAAGGUCGUCCUUCGAGGAUACAACUGAUUUUUUUCCAUCCACAUCGACCCAUAAGACCAAUUGUAUCUUGUGUUAUAAAGACAUGGGCAACCCAUACCACAAUGCCCGUGAAGAAAACUACCUCGGCGAACGGGAUGAGGAUGCAGAGCUCGCUACGAACAUACAUUUAAUGAACACAAAGCCAAACAGGAUCGUAAUCCCAUCCAUACUCGAUGGGAAAGAAGACACAGACUUGGAAUACCUUCCCUAUAUUCGAGACAGGACAUUGACUUCUAGUUCCGGUUCACUACGGCAGUCCAUGGGAAGAGUUGUCCUCCCUUCUCUGGGCAACAAUCUUGGAAACUCAGAUGCGGAUGAUAAAACAAAGAAUUUUAUGGACGAAACCGAAUUGAGAAGAUGUGGGUCUGAUGGUGAUGGAGAAUACAGUACAUUGACUGAUGGAAUCGCUGGGUUGGGAAGAAAAAAGAAAUCUAUCACCUUUUUUACUGAUAUUUCUGGUCUUGGUCAUUCGUCCGAGGAGGAGAAUGAAGGGGAAAUCCCAGAAACGAGAGCCAUGGAGGUGUUUGUUAAGUACAAAGGCUCAUCGGAGAAGUAUAGAGCUAAACAGAAGAGUCUUGAAAUAAGGGUUGAUAUUCCCAUCAGUAGGCCUUAUAGCAUCACCUCAUCAGCAACUGCAUCGAGAGAAACACUUCUGACCUCUCCGGAGGUUUACAGCGCAAGGAUGAAUUCAGAUAAAUGGUGCAGUUGUUUGUAUGUUAAUGCUAAAAUGGUCGAGUGCAGAGAGUGUUGUAUGAAGGGCGGACAUGAGCUGUGGUGUAUCUCCCGGACAGGGAUAUGUGCUGAUUGCGGGAAACCAAUUAAAGGGGAUGGAAUCAAAUCUUCCAGCUCUUUCGUCAAAUCACCAACAAAGAUAAGAAGAAGUCUGACUAGUUCAUCCCACAACUCUGUUACAUGCUCGGGGAAACAUACAACCUUAGUUGACAAAACAGAAGAUUCUGGUCCCUUGGCAAAGACCGAGAAAAGUAAGAAGAAGAACGCUAAGAAGGUAGACACGGGAGCGGAUCAACUCAAGGCACCAGAUGCAGUUGAAAGGGGUGGGUCUCGAGUUAGUACCAGACGCUCCUUCAGGUCAGAUGCAAACUCUUCAGCCUCAACCAUAGAUCCUAACAUCCACAGACAGGCAUACCUUUUGGCUCUGGCAGAUGCUGGAUUCAAGAAGUGGAAGAAGGGUCCUUUGAUGUAUCAUACCAACAAUCGACGUUACUUCUCAUAUUUUCCGUUGUGGAAGAACCCUAAGCCUCAGGAAGAAGACACUCCUAGGAUUGGCAUCAGGGGUGAUGAUGGGAAGAAGUUGAAAAUAAAAGAUGGUAUGAAGCAUAUUCUUGGUCCGGUGAAAGUGUCGGAGUACUACCCUACAGGGAAAAGGUUCCCUAAAAUCAAAGAGGAUCCCCUUUAACUCUGAUGACAAUUUGAUUGAUAGACAAAGUGAUCUAUCAACACAAAAACAUUAUGCUGACACGACUAACAUCAUCAACUGACGAUCAUAAGAAAGAAUACCGAUCAGCUUUUCAAAACUCUGAAUAAAAAAACCAACCCAAUGUUGAUGCAAAUGUUGUAUUUGAAAGUAUAAUCAUUUGGCGAGAUAUAACCUCUGAUGAACACACUAUUGACCAUCAGGUGUCAACAUCACAGAUUCCACACAGCACCAGGGGUAAAAUGGGCGAUUUCACAGAUUACACUCAGGACCACAUGUGAGUUUCCACACGACGUCGGACAGAGAUCGUUAGGCGUCUAAUGACGUCAUCAGGAAUUUCCCUUCAUUGCUCUCUCGGUGCUUGCAAGAUCUCUGUCUGUUCAUUUGAGGAUUGGGACGGCGUCGGAUACUCUGGUCAAGAUGAUCCUAAAUGUGUUUUGUGGGUGACAUGGCUGGCGAAAGCCCUGGCCUUUGCUAUACACUGACGUUGUUUGUGGCCAGAAACUGGUGUACAACACAAGUGAGAGAUCUUGCUUUGUCCUGUUGGGCUUCAGAAAGCACUUGAUUGCUUUGAAACGUAUUGUAAUUUGUGGAAUUAGUUGUAAACACUGAUAAAACGAAGGUCCGUAUUCUCGGUGGAACUUAAACUGACAAAAAAGGAAAUCUAUUUUGAAUGACAAUUAUUUGGAUUUGUGGAUGAAUUUUAGUAUCUUUGUAUUUAUUUCCAAAGUCAAAAUAAAUUUUCCUAAUCUGUUA
Molecule: messenger RNA, 2308 nt
Organism: Haliotis rufescens (red abalone)
Lineage: Eukaryota; Metazoa; Mollusca; Gastropoda; Lepetellida; Haliotidae
Exons: 2
Coding region: 161-1534 (457 amino acids)
Source: RefSeq, a predicted model, not a curated record